Messenger RNA from Micropterus salmoides (largemouth bass), 3776 nucleotides. Its product is annotated as suppressor of tumorigenicity 14 protein homolog. The transcript has 19 exons. NCBI's taxonomy places the organism in Eukaryota, Metazoa, Chordata, Actinopteri, Centrarchiformes, Centrarchidae. Gene Ontology annotation, molecular function: serine-type endopeptidase activity; protein binding. Bases 282 to 2861 code for a protein of 859 amino acids. Gene Ontology annotation, biological process: proteolysis; acrosome reaction. The record is from RefSeq and is a predicted model, not a curated record.
AAUGCGCCUCGAGGAGUCGAGGAGGUGGAAAUUUGGGAAGUGAGAAAGGCCCUCUCAGUCUCGUCGCCUUUUCUCUCUGUCAGGCUCCAGAACCGGUCUGAACACGUUGAAUCCGGCUCUGACCGCGACAACAGUCCCGAGCUCAGAUUGACAAACGAACUUCAGAGGCGCUUUCCCGCUCCGCUUGUUGUUGCCCUCUCCAUGUCACCGCAGCGCGAGACUGACCGCGAGUAACGGAGGCGGAACCCGAGGACGGAAUAAAGAGAAGAAGAAGAGGCAACAUGGAUCCACUGGACUCGGGGGAGAAGUCCGCUCAGGAACAGGAUCUUGAAGGCGACACGGAGCUUCCGUUCCUGCAGCCAGAGUCCCAGGAUCAGGAGAAGGCUCCCGGCAGCAGGACCACCCUGUGGAUUGGAGUCGGUCUGCUGCUGUCUUCUGCUGCCGUGGCUCUGCUGACCGGGAUGCUGGUCUGGCACUUCCACUUACGGCAGGAUGUCCGAGAGAGCAGGGUUUAUGUCGGCUCGAUGGAAAUUGAUAACCAGAAUUUCAAGUCAGCGUAUGAAGAUCCAGAGAGUCCAGAGUUUACAAACUUGGCCUCUCUGGUCAGCCAGCAGCUGAAACUGAUUUACUCCAAAAACUCUGUGCUGGCCAAAUACUAUAAAGGCUCCACAGUCCAGGCCUUCAGUGAAGGAGACGCCGGAGGAGACAGCGUCGUGGUGUAUUACCAGUCGGAUUUUGAGGUCCACCCCUCCCAGCAGGCGGUGCUGGACGAAGCCAUCGAGUCUCUGGAUUCUCCUGCAGAAAGUCAGCAGAGCCGACAUGGACGGAUCCUGCUGAAACCUGUCAAUGCUCUGAACGUCAACGGGGUCAUCUCACGAGCUGUAGACCCACGCAUGACCAGGACCACUUUACUUGAGAAAAAGUCUUUCAACAUCCACGUCAGUAAAGCAGGAGGAGUCAUGUCUCCGGGGUUCCCAGACUCUUUAUACCCACCAAACAUCCACCUGCAGUGGACACUGAGGGCCGACCCGGGCCACCGAGUCCAACUGGACUUCCACACCUUGAUCCUGGAGGACGACUGUCAGAAAGACUUCAUAAAGAUCUAUGACUCCCUGGCUCCGAUAGAGAACCGAGUCCUGACAGAGCAGUGUGGAUACCCUCGUGACUCGCUGUCCUUCGUGUCCUCUGGAAAUGUCAUGUUGCUGAUUCUGGUCACCAGUGAGGAGAAGAACUUCCCCGGCUUCAUGGCCAACUACUCCCAGAUCCCUCAGACUGCACAAAGUACGACAGGAAGUCACGUGUCCCGGUGCUGGUGGGAGUGUGGAGGUACGCUGACCGGAGACAAAGGCUUCUUCUCCUCACCUUUCUUCCCUUCCAACUAUCCUCCACAAACCACAUGCGUCUGGAACAUCGAGGCCACACAGGACAAGUUUGUGAAAGUUCAGUUCUACAAGUUCUUCUUGGGCAAAUACAGUAGCCAGUGUCGCAACGAUUACGUUGACGUCAAUGGUCAAAGACUGUGUGGCAGUAAGCAAGAAAGGACCGUGGUCACCAGCCAAAGCAACAUGAUGACCAUCACAUUUAACUCGGACUCGUCCUACGUUGACCAGGGUUUCACCGCAGAGUACCAAGCCUUUGUCCCAACUAACCCUUGUCCCGGAAGGUUCCAGUGCACCAACAACCUGUGCAUCAACAAGACUCUGCAGUGUGACGGCUGGAACGACUGUGGAGACGGCAGUGACGAGAACAACUGCACGUGCGAGGGGUCUCAGAUGAAGUGUAAAAAUGGCCGGUGUAAGCCGAAGUUCUGGGAAUGCGACGGUUUUGACGACUGUGGAGACAACACUGACGAGGAGAGCUGUGUAAAAUGCAAAGCAGGAGAGUUUUCCUGCAGAAACAACCGCUGCAUCCCAGAGAACCUGAAGUGUGACGGAAAAGACGACUGUUCAGACGGAUCGGAUGAGUCUAAAUGUCAAAAAUCUCUGGUGUUGCAGCAGUGUUCAGAGUUCACCUUCCGCUGCAGGAGCGGACACUGCAUCAGUAAGCUGAACCCGGAGUGUGACGGCGAGCAGGACUGCGAGGACGGCUCUGAUGAAAGCGACUGCCAGUGCGGGACGCGGCCGUACCUGAGCUCUCGUGUGGUGGGGGGUCAGGCCUCUGAAGAGGGGGAGUGGCCUUGGCAGGUCAGCCUCCAUAUCAGGGGAAUAGGUCACGUGUGCGGAGCGUCGGUGCUGAGCAACCGCUGGCUGCUGACGGCGGCACACUGCGUCCAGGACAACGGGCCAAACAAGUACUCCCAGGCAGACCAAUGGGAGGCCUUGCUGGGUCUGCUUGUGCAGAGUCUGACCAACGAGUGGACGGUGAGGAGGAAUGUGAGAAGGAUCUUUGCUCACCAGGACUACAACCCCAUGACCUAUGACAACGACAUCGCUCUGAUGGAGCUGGACACCGACGUCACCCUCAACCAGAACAUCUGGCCCAUCUGUCUGCCCUCCCCCACCUACGACUUCCCAGCAGGCCAAGAGGCGUGGCUCACUGGCUGGGGGGCCACCAGAGAAGGAGGCCUUGCUGCGACCGUCCUGCAGAAGGCGGAGGUUCGGAUCAUCAACAGCACGGUGUGUAAGAGUCUGAUGAACGAUGAGGUCACUGACAGGAUGCUGUGCGCCGGAGUCCUUAAAGGAGGCGUGGACGCCUGCCAGGGCGACUCUGGCGGACCGUUGUCCGUCACCGGACCGGGAGGGCGGGUCUUCCUGGCCGGCGUGGUGAGCUGGGGCGAUGGCUGCGCUCGCAGGAACAAACCUGGAAUCUACACCCGAGUCACCAAAUACCGCACCUGGAUAAAGGAGCACAGUGGCGUGUAGCAGCAGAUCACAGAUUUCUCAUGGAUAUUAUACUGGAGGUGAAUGUGGGCUGAAUGUAUUAUUAUGAUUAUUAUUAAUAUUCACAGCAGAAUCUGUGAAUUAUGCAUUCAUUUUAAAGUUUAUGUAUUAUUCUGAAAAGCUAAUUACCAUUCAUGUUGGGACCCAGGAAUUCUCUCAAUGCAUAAUUUAUUAUGAAUUUUACAAUGACUGGCUUUGUAGUAAAUUGUAAUUGAAAGAAUUUAUGUUCCUCUAAAAGAUCAAAAGUAUGUAAAUAAUUUAUGUAAAUGAUGCUAAAAAAAUAUUUUUUUAUUUUACCUUUGUUUAACCAGAAAAAUCUCAUUGAGAUUAAAAAUCUGUUUUCCAAGAGCGUAAACUGCUCCUGAUGGUUCCUGACCCUGAUUGUUGCUAUCACCCUGUGUGGCAGCUUGUCUCCACUGGUGUGUGAGCAGCAGGAAAAGCACUGUUAACCAUUUAAAUUCAGAGGUUUGAUCUGGCUUCAUACCAAGUCAAUAAACAUCAACAUUCAAUAGCGCUACAAAGCUGAAUAUACCCUUAAAGGUUCCUGAGAGCUCUCUUGCACAAGGGUUUUUUUUGCAAAGCAAACAGAACAAAAACUCAUGUCAAACUCUUUUUAAAUACAAUACAUGAAUGUUGGAUUGGACCUUGGUGCCAAUAUUCAAUAGUUAGGAACAUGGAUGAGUUUCAGAAAUCACACAGGAUUGAAAAGUUUAGCAUCUGUACAAUUUCGUAGACAUUUUUGUUUUCUCAUUGAAGUCUCGGUAUUUGACCUUCUUCUCCUUGUUGAGCAGAACUUUGUUACAGCAGCUUGUAUUCAUGUUUUGUCUUUGUGGUUUUCUGCUGAAUGUAUUUAUUUGUAGAGUGUUGCCUCAUGUAAAUUUGGAAUUUUGGAUCCAC